AGAGCACCAUAGUGUCUCACCAUGUCCAUGUCAGAAGAUAAGAUCUGCACCAACGGUGCUUCCAUAUGGCGCUCAGCGAGUAGCUUAGUGAUGACGGCUAUCGGUCUGGGAAUAUUGGCUAUGCCCCGUGCAAUGGCUCAAUCUGGGUGGGUUGGUGGCUUGCUAAGCCUCUUCCUUAGCACAGCCGUUGCUGCCUUCGGGGCUCUGCUCCUCUGGAGGGCAGCUCUCCUCAACCCUCAGAACAGAGAGACGCCCAUGGCAUCUUUCGAGGCCAUUGGCAGGGCCAGUUUUGGACGAGCGGGUGCUGUUAUCCCUUCCCUUGUUCUACACAUCCUUCUCAUAUUCGUCUGUGCCGCCUUGCUUCUCGUUCUUGCUUCUAGCAUCCUAUCUCUGACCAGAGUGCUGUCUAUAAGAAUAUGGCUACUGAUAUCGGGUAUCGUCUGUUUACCUUUGACGUGGAUAAAGGAUAUGAAAGAGGUUGGCUUGGUUGCUGCCUUCGGAGUGGCGACAGUAGCAGCGGCUGUCAUCACUAUAAUCGUCGCCUGUAUUGCCCACUAUGUGGAGCGGGAAGACGAUCCAGCUUAUCAAAUUUCGUCCCCUUCGCCUCUGGACCUCAUUGCUACGUUCAACAUGUUCGUUCUGUCUUUUACGGUCACUGUCACGGAACCUACCGUUAUCGCUACUAUGGAUAAUCCUCGAGAUUUUCCCAAAGCCUUGGCUCUCGCAUUCGGCUUCAUUCUCCUCGUAUACACGGCUAUAACGAUACUCGGGUAUCUCGCCUUCGGUGAAACACUGCUUCAAGUUGAUACUGUUGUGGACGCAAUAGCACCUCCCGCGGAUUCGUUGACCGUUGUCGCAUGGGUCAUAUACAUCAUCAUGCUACUGCUGGUCGCUGUACAUCUCUUGGUGCUUUUCAUGCCAACAGCUCAUUUCAUCGAUUCUCUUUGCCGAUUCGACGACAUGGGACGAUGGCACACGCCUAGAAGAGCCACAUUGGCUCGUAUUGUUACGCGAUCGUUACAGCUGGGUGCUUGUGUAGCACUGGCAGUGGCAAUACCAAGUUUCAAUCGUCUGGUGAACAUUUUGGCUGCUUUCUGCAUCAUAAUGUUGGCUGUAGUAUUCCCGAUAUUAUUCUACCUCCGUCUGCAUUACUUGAAUAAGGAGCGUGUAAAUUGGAUCGUAUGUGCAGUGGCUUUGCUACUUCUGCUGCUCAGUCCGGUAUUAAUUGGAGCAGGGUUGUAUGUGGCAGUGACAUCUUGAAUUGUCAAGAUCCCAAGUCGGCAUAUGGCGGCAUUCGGGAACUCUUUUCUUUAAUGUGUAAAGCAGUGCUUGCUUUAGACGUCUACAAUAUGCCUCUCCUGCUCUACUACUAGAAUUCUGUUGUAUGAACACAUUCAGUGUUCAGACUUUUUCCUUGGAAUUUUCACGCACUUCUCCUUGUUGUGGGAAGGGGUACAACUCCAUUGUAAAGUCGGUUGUGGUGGCCUACAAAAAUAUUUUCCCCCGUCAUUGAACCAUUCACCCACUAUCAACC
Perkinsus marinus ATCC 50983 is the source of this 1534-nucleotide messenger RNA. RefSeq names its product vacuolar amino acid transporter, putative. Bases 22 to 1260 code for a protein of 412 amino acids. The transcript has a single exon. Gene Ontology annotation, cellular component: vacuolar membrane. The record is from RefSeq and is a predicted model, not a curated record. Gene Ontology annotation, molecular function: amino acid transmembrane transporter activity. NCBI's taxonomy places the organism in Eukaryota, Perkinsozoa, Perkinsida, Perkinsidae. Gene Ontology annotation, biological process: amino acid transmembrane transport.